CAUGUUCCUUCUCAAUGUGAAAAGUUGCAGGAUAUCACAUACUGGAAGCCAAUCUUUCAGCUGGUUUGCCUGAACAUAGCCUUUCUAUGUGCGUGCUCGAGUUCUGACCAUUUCAAUGUCUUAGAUCAUGGAGCUAUCAGCAACAUCAUCAAUGACAGUUCUCAGGCUUUCCUAGAUGCUUGGAGAUUAGUAUGCAAUUCAGAAGUAGAUAAUACUACGUUGUUUGUUCCAAGAUGGAGAACAUUCUUAGUGAAUCCGAUUGUUUUCACCGGACCUUGCAAGCCUAAUAUUAUCAACUUUCAGGUACUAGGAGAGAUUGUUGCACCUCCUUCACCUUCUGCCUGGGAAAAACAUGAUCCAAGCCAGUGGCUUGCCUUUAAAGAAGUACGCGGUCUCCGAGUUUCUGGCAGUGGUGUGGUUAAUGGACAAGGCUUUGGUUGGUGGAAUCAAUCAUGUAAAUAUCAUCCUAGCAUGAGUGGAUGCACUAAACUGGCGCCGACUGCAAUGAAGUUUGUUAAAUGCAAUGAGACUACUCUCUCUGGGAUACAUUUCAUCAACAGUUCACAAACACACAUUACCUUAUCUGGAUGCGAUAUAUUCCACAUAGAUAAUCUCCUGAUUGAAUCUCCAAAUAAUAGCCCCAACACUGAUGGCAUUCACCUUCAGCGUGUUCGUAAUGUCAUCAUCACCAACACUGUAAUAGGAACAGGUGAUGAUUGUAUUUCUAUAGGAGAUUACACAUCCAACAUUCACAUCUCCAAUAUUACAUGUGGACCAGGCCACGGAAUAAGUAUUGGUAGCCUAGGAAGAGGAGGAAACUAUGUACAAGUAAACAACAUUGCGGUAAGGAAUGUUUAUUUCAAGGGUACAUCAAAUGGAGCUCGGAUUAAAACAUGGCAGGAAGGAAGAGGAUAUGUUCGACGAGUCAUUUUUGAGGAUAUCUUCUUCAACUCAGUGAAAAAUCCAUUAAUCAUUGAUCAGCAUUAUGGUUCCACCAACGGAUCUCAAAUUAAGGAAAAUAUGGGGGUUUGGAUAUCUGAUGUGGCCUACAAGCAUUUCUAUGGUACAUCAACAAGUCAAGUGGCCAUUAAUCUAAACUGCAGUGAAUCGCGAGGCUGCAACCACGUAACAUUAGAUUCGAUCAUACUGUGGCCUGCUCCUCAGUUGCAUAAGCAAGUGACUUCAUAUUGCUCCAAUGCACAUGGUGUUACUAUUGGAGUAGUUCAACCCCCUUCUUGUCUCCAAGAAACAACAAAUAUGGCAAGAAUAAUAGACUUAUUGAUGCAUAUCAAGGAAUAGUUUCUAAUUGAUUGUUCUAGGAGUCAACAAGACUAGAUGUUUAUGGAUAAUUAUUGGUUGAUAUGUAUCUCUAAUAAUGCUUGGUAGUUGAGUUAGUUAUUCGAA
Molecule: messenger RNA, 1404 nt
Organism: Beta vulgaris subsp. vulgaris (sugar beet)
Lineage: Eukaryota; Viridiplantae; Streptophyta; Magnoliopsida; Caryophyllales; Amaranthaceae
Product: probable polygalacturonase At1g80170
Exons: 9
Biological process (GO): carbohydrate metabolic process
Molecular function (GO): polygalacturonase activity
Source: RefSeq, a predicted model, not a curated record